Molecule: messenger RNA, 1254 nt
Organism: Alternaria ethzedia
Lineage: Eukaryota; Fungi; Ascomycota; Dothideomycetes; Pleosporales; Pleosporaceae
Exons: 4
Coding region: 1-1254 (417 amino acids)
Molecular function (GO): oxidoreductase activity, acting on paired donors, with incorporation or reduction of molecular oxygen; heme binding; monooxygenase activity
Source: RefSeq, a predicted model, not a curated record
AUGCUAACCCUCCUUCGGUCUAUCAACGACGCCCUACAAGAUGGGCAUCUCAUUCAAAACAUCUUCAGUACGCGCAGCAAUGAGUUCCACUCCAAGAAUGUUAAGCCAGUUCAAAAGCUGUAUAGUCUUCAAAAUGCUCUUCAGAUCGAGAGUAUUAUGGACGACAACCUCCGUACCCUAUGCAGUCAACUCGACGCCCGCUUUGUGGAAGGCGCCAACAAGGACCAGACAUGCGAUGUUGCUGAUUGGAUCUCAUUCUUCGCAUGGGACUUCUUGGGUGAUAUGACCUGGAGCAAGCGUAUUGGCUUCAUGGAACAGGGUACAGAUGUUGGCGAUAUGCUUGGAACCGCUGAACGUGUGAUGCGCUAUUUCUCCGUGGUCGGCCAAAUGCCAGCCCUUGACAAGUGGCUCGGAAAGAACCCCAAGUGGCCACGCUCGCUCUAUAGGUUCGAUGACUUCUCCGUUGCUGCCGGCUUCUCCGUCGAGCGGUUUAUGGAGCGUAUGCAGAAACCUGAACUUGGCAACGGAAAGAAAGACUUUCUCAAUGGCUUUCUCGAAGCAAAGAAGGAGUUUCCGGACCUUGUCACCGACAACGAGGUUAUUGGGUACAUGAUCAUCAACAUUCUCGGCGGUGCCGAUACCCUUGCCAUUGUGAUAAAAGGUAUCUUCUAUCACAUCCUCAAGUCAUCAGCAUCCAAAGAACGCCUCGUCAACGAACUCCUCUCUGCAGGUCUCUCCUUCCCUGCAUCCUACACUGGCAUCGAACAGCUACCCUACCUGGAUGCAUGCAUCAAAGAAGGUCUCCGUAUGCAUCCCGUCGUAGGUCACAUUCUCGAGCGCGUCGUCCCUGCAACAGGUCUUACAUUAUCCAACGGAACGACAUUGCCGCCAGGAACAAUUGUCGGAGUGAAUCCAUGGGUCCUUCAUUACAAGGAGAGCAUUUUUGGGGCAAAGCCCCAUGAGUUCCGUCCGGAGCGAUGGCUGCAAAGUGAACGCGAAGAGUCUGGCGCGUACGAGGCCAGGAUCAAGAGGAUGAAAGACGCAGACAUGUCGUUCGGAGGAGGCAACAGGAUCUGCCUUGGCAAGCCUUUGGCACUGGUAGAGGUCUACAAGGUGGUUGCGACAGUAUUUGGAAGAUAUAAGAUCGAGCUUGAGGAUCCAGAAAAGGAAUGGGAUCUACACAAACAAUGGUUCGUAUGGCCGCAUGACAUCAAGGUCAAGCUGAGUCCACUUGAAAGCAUCAGCGCGCCAUGA